UCUUGUUCUCGCGCAGUGUUGUCAGAUCUCGCGAGAGAAACAAGCAACCAGCUCGAUUUCGUCUUCUUACUGGCAGUUUGCUGCUAUGACUCGACAUGUUCAUACCUCGACCUCCUGUACUGUAGAAUGUAGUAUGGACCAUAGGACAGGACGAAGAAGUCCCGUUAAGAAGCUGUGGAGGCCUAAGAUGCUCUACUAGUCUGCUGGAAAUCGAAGGAAGAACAAUGACAAAGCAAGAUGGCGUUUGACGGAAAAGGCCUAAACGUGGCCAUUAUUGUUUCUGUAUUUGUAUUUAGUGCAUACAUGUACGCAUAUAUGUCGUGUAGUAGAUGAAACAUUGUUAGUCAUUGUUUGUAUCCGGAUACAUUAGUCUGAGCGCACUUUAUGUGCUAGCUUAGCUUGCUAGUUAGCUUAGCUUGUUAGCUGCUAACAAAGAGACGCGGACGUUAUCAACACAUCGCUAAGUAGAGAUCAAAUGUGAGUGUAAAGUGUUGUGAUUGUGUGAAAAUGUGCGAAAGAACGAUAGCAAAGUAUGAGGAGGAACUUUGUCCAACAAAAGAGGAGAAGGAGCGACAACAUCAACUACAGGACGCUGUUUUCAAGAAACAUCAAGUUGUGUUACACAGAACAGACGUUCAGCAGCCCCCCCACAUUAAAGAGGAAGAGGAGGAAUGUUGGAUCACUCAGGAGGGAGAGUGUCUUCUAGGGCAGGAGGAGGCUGAUCUCACCAAGUUUCCACUGACUGUUGUCUCUGUGAAGAUUGAAGAGCAUGAAGACAAACCACCUGAGUCCUCACAGCUUCAUCACAGUCCAAAACAUCUUCUCCCUGAGCAACAGGAGUGUAGCUUCAGGAUGGCAGAGGAAGAGCCAUUAAAGAAGAAGACGAAGCGCCACAGACCCUCUGGCGUCUCUGUUUCCUCUUUAUCACAGACCCUACCCUUUAAAAAGGAAGAGGACGACUCACAGCGCCCCAACAUUAAGGAAGAGGAGGAGGAACACAGCAUCAGUCAGGAGGGCGAGCACCUUGAAUGGUUAGAGGAGUUCCCAGUGAUUGUGAAGAGUGAAGAUGAUGAGGUCAAAGGUGAAAGUGAGGAGAAGAGAGAGGCGGAGCCUCCAAGCAGCAGCUCAACACAACACAUGACAACAGAAGCUGAUGGAGACCACUGUGGAGGAUCACAAGCAGACAAGCUCUUAGCUCCACUAUCAGAUAGUGAGGACACAACGUCACACUCUCCUGACACUGAUGAUGAAGACUCUAAAGAAGAUAAGACAUGUCACACUGACAACGCCCACUUGAAAUGUUCCCACUGUGACAAAACGUUUAAAUAUUCCAGUCAUCUGAAAGUACACAUGAGAAUGCACACUGGAGAAAAACCUUUUCCCUGCUCAGAGUGUGGUAAAGGUUUUGCCCAAAAAAAAUGGUUGAAACAGCACAUGAAAACCCACACUGAAGAAAAGCCUCCUCCCUGCACAGUGUGCGGUAAAGGUUUCGCAAGACUAGACGUGUUGAAGCAACACAUGCGAACGCACACUGGAGAAAGCCCGUUUUCUUGUUCAGAAUGUGGUAAAGGUUUUACGUAUCGCUGCGCUCUGAACGUACACAUGAGAAUGCACACCGGAGAAAAACCUUUCACUUGCUCAGAAUGUGGUAAAUGUUUUUCACGAAGAAAUGGGCUGAAUGAACACAUGCAAACGCACACCGAAGAAAAACCCUUCUCUUGUUCAAUCUGCGGGAAAUGUUUUGCAAAAAGUCAGUGUUUGAAAAAACACACACGUUUACACACUGAAGAGAAACCUUUUACCUGUGCAUUCUGCGGUAAAGGUUUUGUAUUAGGCGAAUAUUUGAAAGUACACAUGAGAACACACACAGGUGAAAAACCAUAUUACUGUACAUUCUGCGACAAAGGCUUUGCACAAAGUCAGUAUUUCCAAGUGCACAUGAGAAAACACACCGGCGAAAAGCCAUAUUCCUGUUCAAGCUGCAACAGAAGCUUUGCUGACCGAUCAAAACUUGUAAUACACAUUAGAACGCACACUGGUGAAAACCCUUUUACAUGUUCAGUCUGCAACAAAAGCUUCCGUAACAAACCAACACUUGUAAGACACAUGAAAACACACACUGGUAAGAAAGUGAGUUGCAGUGUGUGUGGUGAAAGAUUCUCUUAUAAGUACCAGUGUAAGAAACACGAGUGUGCUGGUGAGAACAGCAGCAGCAAAUGAAACUGCAGGAUUUGAAAUAAUUUGCCAGGACUUUGUUAACUUUCACUUUCUAAAAACAUCAGCACAUAUGACGUGUGUGACAUCAUUGUUGUGUGUGUAACAAUCUUGUUAAUAUGCUUCUACCAUUAAUAUAGUAGAUAUUUUAGAUUAGUGCUUUUUAAGCCAAAUACAUGCAUGACCUUGCAGCAUUGUGUACUUUUAUUUAAAAAUGAACGGAACAAUUUGACUUUAAAGGUGAGAGUAAACAGCACAAAACAUAUGUUACAAUGUAAAUGUUUUUGUAUAUAUAGUUAUCAAUCUUCUGCAUACUUGUACAGUAGGUUUUAGAAAUGAUGAAGUGUUACAUAUUUCAUUGUCUAAUACUAAAUGAUUCCAUAAAUCGGUGUAUCUUAAAGGCCUACUGAAAGCCACUACUACCGACCACGCAGUCUGAUAGUUUAUAUAUCAAUGAUGAAAUCUUAACAUUGCAACACAUGCCAAUACGGCCAAGUUAGAUUAGUAAAGUGCAAUUUUAAAUUUCCCGCGAAAUAUCCUGCUGAAAACGUCUCGGUAUGAUGACGUGUGCGCGUGACGUCACGGAUUGUAGCGGACAUUUUGGGACAGCAUUGUGGCCAGCUAUUAAGUCGUCUGUUUUCAUCGCAAAAUUCCACAGUAUUGUGGACAUCUGUGUUGGUGAAUCUUUUGCAAUUUGUUUAAUGAACAAUGAAGACAGCAAAGAAGAAAGCUGUAGGUGGGAAGCGGCGUAUUAGCGGCCGGCUGCAGCAACACAAACACAUAGCGGCUACGUUGUAGCCGGUGUUUCAUUGUUUACAUUCCCGAAAUAUGACAGUCAAGCUUUACCAUUGGCCUGUGGAGAACUGGGACAACAGAGACUCUUACCAGGAGGACUUUGAGUUGGAUGCGCGCUACCGUGAGUACGCAGCUGCGGCUUCCAAACAUUUGAUCGCUUGCCCGUACGUGCGUGCCGCUAUGUGCAUGUCACAUACGUAACUUUGGGGAAAUAUAUGUGCUGUAUGAACUUUGCGGAGGUGAACGGUACUUUGGGCUGUGGGAUUGAGUGUGUUGUGCGGGUGUUUGAUUUGUAUUGGCGGGUUAUAUGGACGGGAGGGGGGAGGUGUUUGUUAUGCGGGAUUGAUUUAUGGCAUAUUAAAUAUAAGCCUGGUUGUGUUGUGGCUAAUAGAGUAUAUAUAUGUCUUGUGUUUAUUUACUGUUUUAGUCAUUCCCAGCUGAACAUCAGGUCCCACCCGCCUCUCACAGCAUCUUCCCUAUCUGAAUCGCUUCCACUGCCCUCUAAUUCUUCACUCUCACUUUCCUCAUCCACAAAUCUUUCAUCCUCGCUCAAAUUAAUGGGGUAAUCGUCGCUUUCUCGGUCCAAAUUGCUCCCGCUGCUGAUGGCCAUGAUUGUAAACAAUGUGCAGAUGUGAGGAGCUCCACAACCUGUGACGUCACGCUACUUCCGGUACAGGCAAGGCUUUUUUAUCAGCGACCAAAAGUUGCGAACUUUAUCGUCGAUGUUCUCUACUAAAUCCUUUCAGCAAAAAUAUGGCAAUAUCGCGAAAUGAUCAAGUAUGACACAUAGAAUGGAUCUGCUAUCCCCGUUUAAAUAAGAAAAUGUUAUUUCAGUAGGCCUUUAAUCUGUGGUACGCCAAUGAAACACUUGAUUAAAGAAGUACAAUGUUUUAUGUUCUUAUAUUAUUAAACACAGUGUUACUGUUCAAACUAUGUGAUGUACAGUAGUCAAAAAUAUUAA
Messenger RNA from Entelurus aequoreus (snake pipefish), 3970 nucleotides. Its product is annotated as zinc finger protein OZF-like. The transcript has 3 exons. The record is from RefSeq and is a predicted model, not a curated record. Gene Ontology annotation, cellular component: nucleus. Lineage: Eukaryota; Metazoa; Chordata; Actinopteri; Syngnathiformes; Syngnathidae. Bases 508 to 2220 code for a protein of 570 amino acids. Gene Ontology annotation, biological process: regulation of transcription by RNA polymerase II; central nervous system development. Gene Ontology annotation, molecular function: RNA polymerase II cis-regulatory region sequence-specific DNA binding; DNA-binding transcription factor activity, RNA polymerase II-specific.